Messenger RNA from Suillus bovinus, 453 nucleotides. RefSeq lists its product as uncharacterized. The coding region runs from base 1 to 453 and encodes 150 amino acids. The transcript has 2 exons. The record is from RefSeq and is a predicted model, not a curated record. NCBI's taxonomy places the organism in Eukaryota, Fungi, Basidiomycota, Agaricomycetes, Boletales, Suillaceae.
AUGUCUGAAUCUGAAGCACAGUGUGCCCUCAACCCAGAUGGGUCUCUAAAGGAUGCCAAAGACAUUGUCUUUUACAACAAUCCUGAAGAUGCUGUCCUCAUUUCUGCUCCAUCCUCUGCCCAGCCAGCUACUACUCCCACAGACGCCUCCUCUGUGCUACUGCAGACUGGACACAAAUUGGUGCCACUUAUUGCAGGUGCUCAAUGCUCUGUUCACACCUCUAAACCUUCUGCAUGCCUCCGUGAUGCCAACAAUGCUUGUUCUUCAACAAGCCACAAACAUGCAUUAUCUAAUGCGACCGAGCAACUAGUUAGGAAAAAGGUUGUGUUACAGCUCUCUGCUCCAUUAUCUGAUGAUGAAGGCUCUCAUGUGGCUGAUGAGGCUGAGGAUGAAGAUGUACCAGCACCUGAGGACAAAUCUGAGGACAAACCUGAAGAUCUUCAAGACAUCUGA